This is a messenger RNA of Anoplophora glabripennis (Asian longhorned beetle), 2377 nucleotides long. Its product is annotated as DNA mismatch repair protein Mlh3-like. Lineage: Eukaryota; Metazoa; Arthropoda; Insecta; Coleoptera; Cerambycidae. The transcript has 6 exons. Gene Ontology annotation, biological process: mismatch repair. Gene Ontology annotation, molecular function: ATP-dependent DNA damage sensor activity; mismatched DNA binding; ATP hydrolysis activity. The record is from RefSeq and is a predicted model, not a curated record. Gene Ontology annotation, cellular component: mismatch repair complex.
AUGGAAGUUCACAAGUUAGAACCUAAUUUAGUAGCUAAGAUAAAAAGUUCUACCACAAUAAACAGUGUAACGCAGUGCAUAACAGAAUUGGUAAAUGUGGUCCAUUUUUAAACAAAUUUUAUGAAUAUAUUUAUCCAUUUCCAGGUGCUAAAUAGUUUAGAUGCUAGGUCCACGGCUAUUGCUGUAAGAGUAAACUUUGUUACAUUUAGAAUACAAGUGGUAGACAACGGCGAUGGCAUUACCAAAGAAAAUUUAAAUCUUAUAGGGCAAAGAUACAUGACGAGCAAAUGUAAUAAUUUAGAACAAUUAGAGUCACAUUGUGCAUAUUAUGGUUUUCGAGGAGAAGCUCUAGCUAGCAUAAUUAACAUUUCAAAAGUUGUUGAAAUCACUUCCAAACCUAUAAACGGAUCAGAAACUUUGAGUAGGAAGCUUACAAAAACUACUAGAAAUAAUGCAAUUCCUGUUAAAGAACGUCCAAGUUGCGGUACAACAGUUACGAUAGAAGGUUUUUUAUAUAAUCUCGUUCUCAGAAGAAAACGUGUUAAUCCAGAGGUGGAAUUUGCAUACAUAAAAAAAAGUAUAGAGUGUUUUAUAAUAAUGCACCCAAACGUCUCUUUUUCUCUGAGAAACGAUGUCACAGGAGAUUUAAUUCUGAAUAGUCGAAAGUGUACAGACGUUAUCUCUUCGUUUAAGUCUUUACAUCCGGAAUUGACCGAUGACUAUUCUUUGAUCAAAGUAGCAAAAAAUAAUAUAACAAUAAAGGCCUUGUUAUUUAAAGAACUGUGGGAAAAUAAUAGCAUGCAGUAUAUUUACGUAAAUAAGCGACCUGUAAAGUGUUCGAAAAUACAAACAUUUAUUUAUAACCUCUUUCAGAAAAACAAGAAAUCUGCAAAUCAAAUAUUCCAUUCUAAUCAAAACGACAAAAAUAAACACCAUGUUUACGUAGUAAGCAUUAAGUGCCCACAUUCUUUUGUAGAUAUUCUCUUAAGUCCUGCAAAAACGAUUGUUGAAUUUAAAAAUUGGGACAUCAUAUUCAGUUGCAUCGAAAAGUUUAUACUUUCAUUCCUCGGACGUAAUGAAAAAACUGUUAAAGAAAACUACGUAGGUUCCCACAAGGUAAAAAGUGAUUGUGGUAUUUCUCAAAUACACGGGGUGUUUAAGAGUUACGGAGUAAAACGAAAGAUGAAUUGUGACGACACAACAUCCCCACGAAAAAUGCAAAAAAUAAGUACUGGAACUAGAAAAGAAGACGAUGAAACAGCAGUACCGCAGCAUUCUAUAGAUAUAUUUAGCUUCACGACAUUUUACACACCGAAACCGAUAUCAAACAACUUCAAGAUUGACAAACGAUUUGAGUUUAUGCCGAAAGGUUUAUCGCCCAUAUUAAAGGAAAUUAAAGAAGUAGACAAGUCUCUAAGUCAGAACAGAAAAGAUAAACUAGAAAAUUAUAUACUAGAAAGUUAUCAAAAUGAUUUACUCACUAUAAAAUGGCAAAAUUACAUAAAAAAUAAUGAUUCAAAAACAUUUUUUAAUGAAAUGUACAGAGAAAAAUUAAACUCACUGGAGAACUGUAUACCAAGCGUUCUGCAUAAUAAAAAGUAUUGUUCUGAAUUAAGUUGUCCCAUCACCUUUGAUAAAGCUCUCUUUGAUAAUAUAACUGUUAUAGGCCAACUUGAUAAAAAAUUUAUUGUCGUGGUUGAGGAGACGAAACACCUCGUCAUACUUUUUGAUCAACACGCUGUACAUGAAAGAAUUCGAUUGGAAGAUUUAUUGAAAAGCUAUUCAAAUGCAAAAAUUUCCUGCCAUCGGGACAAGUUCAUAGUUUUUCUGUCGUGCAAUGAUUUAUCUCUGCUGAGAAAGCACGAGGAAUAUCUAAAUUUUUUAGGAUUAUUUGUGGAAUUUUUUGAGGAUGGUAUAAACAUAGUAGAUAUUCCUUUGUGCUUACAUAACAAAUUUAAAGACAGCGUAAUGAUACAAUUAUUGAUAAAAGAAAUUAUCGAAUUAGUAAAGGAUACGAGAGGUGUUACGUUUAAAAACCUUCCCAAAAUAAUUCAAAAUAUUUUAAAUUUGGAAGCAUGUAGAGGAGCUAUCAAAUUUGGUGAUAAGCUUUCCAAUAACGAUUGUGAAGAAGUUUUGAAAAAGUUGUCGAUUUGUGAUUUACCUUUUCAGUGUGCACAUGGAAGACCCACUUUAGUACCAUUGAUUACUUUGAAUUUAACAAACCCAACUGUAGGUAGAUCCUCUUGUAUAUUUUUAUGCUUUACUUGAUCUUUUUAGGGACUGAAAACUCUGACUUUUAAAAAUAUCCACAAUAAAACAUCUUUUUGAUUUGUAAGGGAAUGGAAAAAUAAUUUUUCAGAGUCCUAAUCUAGGAAAA